AUGACAGGUGAGUCACAAGGAGUACAGGCUAAUCCCCACCGGCUUCCAGUGCUUGAUUCCCCUGGUGCCUUAACCAAUCCUUCUGGUUCUGUUCCAAGAGUGGAAGUUACUGCUUUGCCCCCAACACCCACAAGUGGAUCUCAGCACUGGGGAAAUGCUUCUUCUCUGCCAGCCCAACCUCCUGCUUAUGGUCACUGGGUCAAUGCUUCCUCGUCUAGUCAGAAUUCUGCUUCAACCUUUAGCACAGUAAAUCCUGCUGUGGUCUUCCCUUCUCAGAGCCAACCGGGGUUUCCACCAUCUGAUUCUUGGAGGCUUCCAGUUCCAAGUCAAUCAACUGUUCAGGCUCCUGUACCACUGCCAAACUUACCUUGGGGUGUAGGUAUUACAGACAACCAAAGUAAUGUACCAAGGCAAGGACCAGAGAACCAAAAUAGUGGUUGGGGGCCAAUGCCUGGAAAUCCAAACAUUAGCUGGGGACCAAUACCAACGAAUACAAACAUGAAUUGGGGACCUUCUGGUCCAGGGCCAUCACAAGGAAACCCGAAUUCUGGAUGGGUUGCACCUAUCCAAGGGCAAGCACAUGGAAAUGCAAAUCCAGGUUGGGCGGUGCCAGGCCAAGGGCAAAACUCUGGAAAUGCAAUUGCUGGCUGGAUGCCACCAGGUCAAGGCCCAGCUCAUAUUAAUGGCAAUCCGGGUUGGGUUGGCCCUGGUCAAGGGGCAACUCCUGGGAAUGCAAAUCCUGGUUGGGCUCCACAAUCAGGGAAUCAGGGUUUGAGGGGAAAUGAACAGAAUCAAAAUGGAGACAGGCUCUCGAAUCAAAGAGAUAGGGGAUCCCAGGCUGGUGAUUCCAGUCAUGAUGGAGGUAAACCUUGGAAUAGACAGUCUUCGUUUGGAAGCGGAGGUGGAGGUGGUGGUGGCAGCGGAGGUUCUUCUAGGCCUCCUUUCAAAGGACAUAGAGUGUGCAAGUACUACCAGGGAGACAGGGCAUUGCAAGAAAGGAGCAUCAUGCGACUUUCCCCACACUUAAAGUUUUGCAAAUCUCAUAGCAACACAGG
Messenger RNA from Carica papaya (papaya), 1055 nucleotides. The record is from RefSeq and is a predicted model, not a curated record. NCBI's taxonomy places the organism in Eukaryota, Viridiplantae, Streptophyta, Magnoliopsida, Brassicales, Caricaceae.